UACAGUCACACUAAAAAAGUCUUCGGCUGACCGCGUAAAUUCCCCAAAAUUAAUGAAUUUGUGUGUAGUGUUUUGCUAUAGUUGAAAAUUUUAAAUUUAAAAAAAUUAGUUCCGUAUUUUUUCUGUUUAAGCCCAGUGGACAGAUAAAUGCAUUUGUUGGCAAUUUCGAGUCUCAAUUUAUAGUUUUUUUGUGCCGGCAAGAAUUUUAAAGCUGAUAAGCACAUUUUCAUGUAUGCAUGUAUGUGUAUAUCAAAGCUGUCAUAAAUCGGUUCAUGUUCAAUCACUCAAAUAUGGAUACAGUGGAGCUUGCAUAUCUCAAAAAAUACGUACCUUUUAUUCGCUAUCUCUUAAAAAAUGGAGAGCACAAUAUAAAAUUUCAAGAAAUUUUGUAUUGGAUAACCACUAACAAGAGGUAUUAAAUUAUAAUUCAUUCUAUGUUUAACCAGAAAAUUGCCAAUUUGAUUGAGGAGUCUAUCAGAGUGCAAUAUUCGAGACUGUUACCCAACAAGGGGGUGCCCGAAUGGAUACAUGAUCUUUUUAAAGACAAAAUUGACCACAUAGAUUUGGAUAGCUCCGACGAGGAGGAUGUUGUCAUUUUAGGAAACACAUUACCGUAUGAUAUUACCAGCAAUUCUCAAAACCAAAUCGAGAAAAUUUGCAUUGAAAAUGUACCUAAAGAGCCAAAGCCAAAUGAAGAAUGCACAAAGAAUACUCAAACAAAUACACUUGCGAAUAGAGAUCACGAAGAAAUGUUUAGAAAAAGACCUUAUGUACUUUUAAAAAGAAUGACACCCAAAACGCUGGAAAAAUAUAAAAUUAAAAUAAACAACAAUGAUAACCGUAAUUCAGCUACGCUUAAUGUUGAACUUGUAGAAGGCCGCAAAGAAAAACAUGGAGACUCAGUUAAAGCGUCAAAAGAUGAAACUAAAAGAGCUGGCUCUCAAAUAUUUAUUUUGAACAAUGAUGCUGACAUGACUGAACAGAAUACAAAAACAUGUAUAAUUUGUUAUUCAAAACCACGCGAUCUGACAAAUCAUUUUGUGCGAGUUCACAAAGUUGAGUCGUAUGUGUCCCGGAUAACUGAGGAGAUUCUAAAUGAAUUGCGUGACAAAUCACCCAUAGCACAAAAAGAAGCAAAUGGGAAUCACUAUACGUUAGUUUGUGCAUUUUGCAAGGACACUGUUCGAGAUUUGUUUGUUCAUUUUUAUAAUCACUUCUCAUCACAUACUGGAGAAUAUGCGUUUUAUUGCAGUUACUGCAAAUUAAAAAAACCAUAUAAAGAGGAUAUGCUGGCUCAUAUUGGAAGAUCAAAGACAUGCAACAGCGCCAAAAUUUAUUCAUUAUAUGUUUAUAAUGAUCGGCAAACCGUCAUAUAUCUUUAUCAAUGUAAAUUGUGUAAUUUCGUGCAAUUAAAUGCAGCGAACAUAGAAAAACAUAUUCUGGAUCAUCAUGGAAGUCAUUAUGACAGCAAUUCAAUUGACAGAUAUAUAAUUGCCGCAACUAGCGAUUCAGCAAGAAAUAUUGAAUUUGCCAAGAAACUACCAGAACCAGAGAAAAAGUCCGACGAUUCUUUAGAUAUUAAAAGCAUUAAUGAUGAGGACGUAAUAACUACUUUUAAUGCUGCCGUUGAGGAGACUUUUUCACCUUCUGACGAACCCGACUUGAAUGAAGAUUAUUUUACCACAUUAAUGCUAAAUGCAGACGAUCUUAAAAUUGAAGUGGAUGACUAAUCAAUUUACUGCUAUCAAAGUAUUUUAUAUGUCAUUUUACAGGAGUUACUCAAACUAAAAUCUUUGCAUUGAAUUUACAUAUAUGAAUGUAUAUAGACAGCCUGGAGUUAAAUUAUUUUAAUUACAAUGCAAACAAUUUGAAUUUCUUCGAAUAAUUAAAGAAGAUGCUAUAUAAUGGGAUAAAAGUGAAUCAAAAUAUUAGAAUAUAUAUAGUUUUAGUUGCCAUGUUAAAUAUUUUCAACUCUUACAUCUUUGCGAUAUGCGUUACCGAGCAUACAACGUCGGCUAUUUUAAAUUCAUUUUUAUUAAAAUGCCAUACAAAUAAAAAUACGAAAAAAUUUUGUGAAUCUCAGUUAAUGGUUAAUAUUCAUAUUAGUCCAAGUUUCAGUAUGAACAAUUUGGAAAAGUAUUUAAUUGUGGACGAAGCUUAUGAACCAAUUAAACAAGCAAUGGUGAAAUUAAUGUCACCCUAUUUGAUUGUCAUUAAUCGUGGUGAACCAAUAAUUAUGUAUCCACUCCAAUAUGAAAAAACGAUUAGUAUUAAUGAUAAUGUGCAAUGUCCUGUCAAUGUCAAUCUUACAAAAUGCACGAGCGAAGUAUCAUCUAGUGAAUCUAUUAGAAGUCAAUCAAAAUUUGCUUUCGAAAACAAAGAAAGAAAGCAACGUCAGACAGUCCCAAGAGGUAAAUUCUUAAGAAAAGCAAGAAAUGAGUUCGAUCGCCGAAGAUCUGAAACCAUAAAUGAAAGUAAAAAAAAUGUAGAUGAUGAUGUCAGAUUAACUAAGGAAUUAACAGAGAAUGUUCUUUCAAAAAUGGGACUCAUUCGUAUUCUCGAAACGCCUCCAAAUGAUCCAGCUACUACCUCAACUAUAAUACCAGAACUAAGAGACUUUGGAGAUGUUGGACAGAAGACACAAGUGGAUGAACCUGAAGAAGUCAAAAAUAUGGAAAAAGGAAUUCAAAAUCCCUUUGAGUCAAAAGAACAUCUAAAUCGAAAAGAUUAUAGAAAGGGUGAUAUUGAUUCAUCAGAAGUGGCAGAUAUAAAUUUGAAAUUUAAAACUAAUUCAGAUUAUUAUAAUACUGAUCCUUUAAAUGAUAAUGCACAUACGAAACCAGUUGAUAACUUUAAUGAACCGAGUUCAUAUGGGAAGCCAGUAAACGAUUUUAAUUAUCCGAAAGUAUUUGGGAAACCUGUUACAGCAAAGAAUAAGAAAUUAAAAACUGGUAGAGAGAAGGAAUGGAUGACCAAAUAUUAUGACCCAUCUAAUAAUCCGUUGGGGUCAUCAACAGAUCAGAAAUGGUUAUCUAGGGGAAUGGAUUCUUUUUUAUCUGCAGACAAAGAUCAACUCAACGUCAAUGACUUCAGAUCUGGAGAAAGUAGGACAGCAAAGUAUAGGGUUCCCCUGUAUGAAUCCUCAAAAAACAAUAUGUAUUCCACCCAUAAUAGUCUCAAAUUUCAACCGUAUUUUAAAAAUAAACAAUUUGAUUCUUUUGAUAUUAACGAAGGCGACGAAUAUAAUAUUAAAAACCCUGAGGAAGCUGAAUUUUUAGAAGAAAAUCAACCUUUUGGGGAAUAUAAAUACUCAAAUACCAAAUAUAGUGACGAUCCAUAUUCUAGGCCAUAUUCCAGCAGUUUUCUGAAACGGCAAUACAGUGCAAUGCCAUCAAAUCGAUAUCACUAUCAAUAUAUUAAUCCGCCAAAACGAAGAAAGCGAAAUACACUUGAUUACGACAUUUCCAAUUUAGAUGGAAAUCCAUAUAUGAAGGAAAAUGACGAAAGUCCCUGCGAUACUUGCGGAGGCAAAAAUAAAAAAACUGAUGGAAAACCUGCUUUCCAAUUAAGUUCUAUAGAAAAUUUUCAAAAUAGCGAUGCUGUUCCAUGUGGUACCUGUGGAGGAAAAAAUAAGAAGACAGAAGGGAAACCUAGCUAUGAUCUAAGUCCCUUAAAUCAUUUAAAAAAUAAUGACAAUAACUUGGAGAUUUUUCAAACUAAAGAUAGUGAUGGCAUUCCUUGUGAUACAUGUGGCGGAAAAAAUAAAAAGACAGAUGGGAAACCUGGUUAUGUCCUUGGUCCCCUAAAUCCUGCAAAAAGCAAUGACAAUAAUUUUGAGAAUUUUCAAAGUAGAGAAAAUGAUGCCAUUCCUUGUGAUACAUGCGGGGGAAAGACCAAAAAACCCGGAGGAAAGUCUUUGCCGCAUCGAAGUGCAAUAGAUAUGCAAGAAAUACAUGAAUGCAAUAAUGUCAAUCCUUGCAAUUGUUGCGAUGACAAUGUCAAGAAUUAUAAUGCAAAACCUGGUCCACACUCGUGCAUCUGUUUAACGAAUUCCGAAUUUUGCAAAUGUGAAUCGACAAAGGCAACUCGCGCCUUAACCCAAUCAUGUAAAAAAAGUUCAAGUUAUUCGAUAUAUAACAUGAGUAUUCCGCUUCCAUUUUUGGCCACAAACGUGCGAAUAUUUAGAAAGCGUCAUAAAACUUGGUGGCGUAUUACGCCUUCAAUAACUUUAAAUAGUCUAUCGGGAAUAUUUGCAAACGGAAACUUGUCAAUUUUGUUAUCAUCGCAUGUCGAUAUUUUGGAAAUGGAUAAAUCAUUAUAUCUUCAAAAUCAUAAACUUGUGGUACCAAAGCAAAAGCCGAGCGUCAAAAAUUGUAAUUUAAAUGAACUUGGUUAUACACUGGAUAAUGCUUUUCUCUUUGAUUGUUCGGAAAAUGAUAUAAACGAGUAUGUAAUUAAAGAUACUCUUCAAAAACGCAAAAAGAAAUCGAAUAUGAAUAAAAUGACAGUCAAAAGUAUUGCUGACUUGGGAUACUUUCCCACCUCUUUAAAUCCAUUACAGAAAUGCCCGAAUAACGAUCAAAGGUUAUGCCUAAAUGUCUUAGAUGACAAAGUGCCAGCAUUUAGUAUUAAAAUUAAAAUGCCAUUCCGUGAAAACGCGGUAAUAGUGAAAAAUAUUUACAAGGCAAAAAUUUCUAGAAUCGUUACGGAUGCCACUACAAAAGAUGCACUUCAAAUUCUAGUGGAUGUUAUCAAUAAAGGCCUGGAAGCUAAAGAGUUCUUUAUAUACCUCAGCAAUUGUCCGCUGUCGGAGUGUUCAUCAAGCAAAAGCAAAGUUACGAUAAUGCUUCUGCCCCAUAUUGGCGAGACGAUCACGUUCUUGUUACCCUUUACAAAGAGGUCAAAGAGAAACUCCAAAUUUAAAUGCGAUGUGAUUGUCAAAGCAAAUGCUUCCAGCAAAUCUAUAGUAGCAAAAAGAUCUAUGGAGAUUCAAACUCAGGGAAGAUGCUUUUGUAUAUGGCGAUGUCAAUGCCAUUGUAUCGAGAAACUAGAAACUCAUAUAAAUUUCAAUGUAUGUAAUAGAUUGGGGUAUUCAAAUGAACGAGAAGCGGGAUUGCUCCUAAACUGCCCACCUGGUAAUGAAAAAUAUGACGUAUGCCUUAUGGACGAAAAUGAUAACGAGAAUGAAGAAUGUGAUGUCUAUUGUAGGAUUAUAAGAUUUACUAUUAUAUUCUUAGUAAUAUUGUUAUUAUUAGGUCUAUUAAAGGCUAUUCUUGGACUCUGCUUCGAUUCAAUUAAUCGUUGUGGUUAUGAAACGGUUCAGCCUGGAAGGAUAUAUGAUUGCGAUUCUUCUGCAAGAAAAUUUUUCGUUAACAUUUUCUUUUUCGUUAUUUUUCCUUUUCUAUUUUGGUGUAAAUGUUUUUUACCCAGAAAAGAGGAUCUUAUGAUCGCUAGUACCGAAUGGUAUUGCAAUCCUGAAUGCAGCAGCGACUCUGAAUCAAACAAAAGAAGAUCGACUUCAAAAUUACGAAUGUCUGCUGGAAGUGAACAAAAUUAUGAUAUACCAGAUCAUUUAUUUAAAGUUAUUGACACCCACCAUGAACCAAGACUAAAUAAAGAUGACACGGACGAUGACGAAGAAACUACAGACUAUAUUUUAAAAGUAUUAGAGGAAAGCAAGAAAUCAUUAACUAAAAUGCUUAUUGAGAGUCAAAACGAAUCCAAAUCAAUUUUGCCAGCCAUCGAAAAGUCAAGUGAAUCCACGAAUGACAAGUAUUCAUCUGAGGCUAAAGAAUUUCUUGAUGGCUUGACUAAUGCGCAAAUCGUAUAUAGAAUGAUGGACUCACCCAAAGGAGGACUUCAGCAAAUUCCCGAAGGCUAUCGAUACUGUGUACAAGGAUUUUUUUUGCGGUCGCUUGGCGAUACCUAUGAAUUUGUUAACUAUCAACCGCUUACUCAAUAUUUUGUAGUAUUGGAGGAGGAGAAUAAUCAAUUGGAACGGUUGGCUUGUCCGAUCCAUUCUUAUACCAAUGACUUUUCAAGAAUAUAUGCCAACGGAAUGGAUGUGUUUGAAGCAGGUGAUCUUUCGAUGCUUCAACCCGCUGGCGUUCCAUGCUUAAAUAUUUCUCAGGGUAAUUUGGAAACUUCGCUGUGUCUGCUUACCAUACAAGUAGAAGAACAUCAAUGUCAGGAACUUGUCCCUGUCCACGAUGAUCAGAGCGACCAUUAAUGUGUGUUUUCAUUUGAUUUAGUCUUUUCUGGUUUUUUGGCCACCUACCUCCUCCACCUCCAUCUCUUGUGGCUGCUAUUAUUUUGCAUUUGUAAAGUUGUUUUUGUAUUUUUUGUUUUUCUUUUUCUUUCUUUGGGUCUCAAUAUAUGUAUAUAUAAUUCAUUACAUUUCGCUAAAAAAGUCAGUUGAUGAACACAUCUCGUUAAAGUCAAAUCUCGCUCCCUUAACAAUGUUAAGGUACGCAUUAUUUAUUGGAUAUUUCGGCAUAGUUUUCGGUGCUCCACAAGGACACGUUCAUGGCAAUGGACAACGUGGUGGAUUUAUACCCAUAUCACCAUGCUCGGAUCAGCAUCAUGCAGCUUCUCUAAUACAAGCACAAUCGAUUGGUAGAAUUGUAAACCAUCAAAAUCAUAAAAAUGUGGAACACAAUUUCGAGACAGCAGCUAGCAAUCCUGUUCCUAAUUCCGUUUAUGUGAGUGGUAAUCCUCCACCAAACAGGGGCCCUUAUGUAUAUGGAAAUAAUCAUGCAGCUCCUUUGCCAGGAGUUUUGCCUAAUGGAAUCGAACCACCUGGAGUUGUGCCUAAUGGAAUCCAAGCACCUCAGUUCCAGCAAAACUCACAAAGCACCAUUCAAACCCAACAUUCUUCAUACUCCAGCGGCUCAGCAACUUCACAGACGGGUCCACAAUUGUUCCGUCCAGCAGCUGUGCCGGUGCCUCAAAACCAGAAUUUCCAAUCAUCUCAUUUACAUCAUCAUUACACAGUAUCAAACAACGGGCAGUCAUUCGGCAACGGAGGCCCCAUUCCUGUAGCUGCUCAGGUGCCGGCGUAUCCCGUAAGAUACGCGAACACAGCCCCAAACGUUGGUCCUUCGCAUCAGUAUCAACAAAAUGCUCAUUUUGCAACUCAGUUGGGACAGAAACUUCAGCAAAAUCAACAACUCGGCCAAGUUAUACAGCAAACAUUUGCCAGCACUCCACUGGAUCCAUCAGCAGAAAAGCACAUCUACGUUCAUGUUCCUCCCGAGGAUUUCGAAGAGAGCAGCAGCAAGCAUCAGCAAUUGGUAUAUGGGCCGCAAUUACCGCCAAAGAAACAUUAUAAAAUUGUAUUCAUCAAAGCCCCAACUCCUGCAACUUCAAGUUAUAAAAAACAAAUUCAGGCGGCUCAACAAUCCGAGGAAAAGACGCUCAUCUAUGUCUUGGUGAAGAAGCCGGAUGAGCCUACUUUGGAGGAAAUUCAAAGUAUCCAAGAGAGUACGUUUAAAACUAGCAAGCCCGAAGUGUAUUUCAUUAAAUACAAGGCACGCGACGAAAACAAGGGCCAACCAAUCGAAACCCCGAACCUAAAUGAAAUAAACACAGCAUCAGAUAACCAGA
This is a messenger RNA of Drosophila willistoni, 7605 nucleotides long. RefSeq lists its product as uncharacterized. The coding region runs from base 1895 to 6229 and encodes 1444 amino acids. The record is from RefSeq and is a predicted model, not a curated record. The transcript has 21 exons. NCBI's taxonomy places the organism in Eukaryota, Metazoa, Arthropoda, Insecta, Diptera, Drosophilidae.